CAAGGGGACAGGAAGGGCAUCCACUACAUCAGUUAUUUGUUUAAUCCUCAAUCAUAUUUUGUUGUCGAAAUUCGAUACCUUUUUUUUUUCUUUCUUUCUUUCUCUUCCUAUUUCAUAACUAGUAAUUAGAGCAAAUGGCGGUGGACAUUCUCCAGAUCCGCUUUUGUAGGCAUUAUGCAAGCACAGCGAGAACCUCCGGACAUCUCCGAUAAUCAACAAUCUCCGGCGAAUAGAAACACAAAGACUGUGAAAAUUGCACACAACCAAAAAGGCCAGAUUAGUACAAAUAUUUCUACUUAUUAUCGGCCCAUGUGAUUUCUUCAGCAAGACACGCGGUUUUUUCCUUUACAGUAAACAAAAUUGACACGCCUAAUAGAUUUAUUUUUAUUUCGGAGCGAUUGCUUUUGUUUCAAGGACCUUCUAUGAAACUCUAUCUUGCGCAAAAAUGACGGCGAGUAAAUGGCAUAUUUUGACUACCUAACACAAUGUGUUAACAUUCCUUUGCAUUACGUGAGUUUUCACCCGUUGACCUUCAAUCAAUUCCGUCAAAACAACAGCGAGACAUGUAAAAUUAUCAUUCCCUUAUGGUCAUAGAGAACAACACUUCGUCUUAAAUUUCCAAUCGAGACCGCUCUUUGUUUGCGCGGUUGGACAGAACGUCGUUUUGGUCGUUUAAAGCAACGCAUCUUGAUUCACGUCCCAAGAAAAGCUGUUUCCAUGGCAAAGCCGUUUUACUAGGCUACGAGAACAAAGACCCUUCUAAAAAUUCGUCAUCAACUCGAAGACGAGACAGCUUGAAGUGCGAGGGCGGGAACGAUCGAGGCACUAUAUCAAUUGGUGGUAGACGACACAAAAGCAGGCUCUCGAAAGAGAAAGCGAAAAUAAUCGAUUACAGUAAACGUGUUGUUCAGUUUAAUGAAAAGCAGGCGGCUGGAGCCAUUUUGAGAAGCAGCAAGGUUGGAAUUUGGUCUGCACAAAGGAAUAGAAUCGGAAUUAUUACCCUCAUUAGAAGGAUAUAGCUACACUCCGUUAAACAGAUACUAUGAACGACUUAACAUUAAUUUAGAUCUCCUUGUUCGAGGUCAACUAGUCGUGACCAAAUAUUCUGGACGGUUCGUAACCUAACGGUUUUGGUAUAUUUAAAAACAUUCGUGAUUCUUUCGAAAAGCGGAUUUGGUACGGAAAGCGGUUCCACAACUCGUAGUCAGCCGAAAAAACACGGCCUGUACUAAAAUAGAAGCAAACGCGGACAUGGAUGGAUCAGAAGAGCUAACAGGUAUUAGCCCUCUGCAAUCCACAGAUGCCAAUGUGGAGCAAUGCGGUAGAAAACUGUCUUUGAAAGAUAUAAGGCGAUACGAAAAGAAAACACUUCUGUGUCCGGGGGGAUGUGGGACAGAUCUGGAUCUAAACGAUAUCCCGACGCACGAUUGCAUGAGAGAUUUGAGGCAAAAGCUUGAGAGUGCGGAGAAGAAGCUUUGCGAUAAAGAGGAGAAAGCGAGAGAAACAGGCGUGAUGGAAAAUACUUACAGAGAGCAGCUUGCAUUGCAAGAUUGUAAAAUCGCUCAAAUGUCCACCGAAAUCAAAGAGUUGUUGUUAGAAAGAUCACGUCGGGAUGAGAUGUUCAACAACAAGGAAACGUUUUACAAGGAGCAGAUUACAGCACUGAUGGACCAAGUGGCGAAGCUGGAGAGGAAACUUCAAUUACGAAGGCCUUCCAACCAAGAAGACGAGUCACUCAGUGAGACCAACGGUGCUAAAGAAUGGGCAUACAGAUACGACAAACUACUGGCGGAUAAGAUCACUCUGGAAACGCUCUUUCAGAGGCGCGAGCGCGAGUCUCAACGCGAAAUUGACGCGUUAAAAGAAGAAGCAGCGAUGCUGCGCGAAAGCUUACAUCUCGAGCGAGAAAUGCUUUCGCUGGAGCACGACCAUGCUACCUUCAACAAGUUAGCGGUUUUAACAGAUCAGUUGGAGUCUCUAGUACAGCACAAGCAGCAUCGAGGACGCCACAAGAGUAGUCACAAGGCUAAGGACUUAGGUAGCGAAACAAUGAAUGGGAGGAUUCGUAAACGUGUACCGAACUCCGUUGGAAGUUCAAAUUCUGAUACAGUCGACGAAGAGGACAUGGAGGUCGUCAGCAAUUAAAACAAUACGUAUCAGACUGAUCUUUUUGUGUCGUUGCCAACUACACCCUUAGAGGUACAUGUGUGAUAUUUGCCAUAUUUUUAGACUUGAACGUCAAAGACUAAGAAGGGCAAAGAAGCAAUUAACACAACAAGUGUCAACAUUGAAGAUGCGCUUGCUGCGAUAUUUUUGUAUGUUUAACACUUCUAUUCUUUCGGGUAUCUUUUGAAACAAAAUGAAUGUUGAGACGCUAAGAUAAUAGCGAAGGUAUCACUCUCACUUGUUCUUCAACGUAUAACAUAAACAAUGAUCUUGAGAAUUAAAUGAAAUUUGUUUCAUUGAUGCCCUAGUUUUACGUAUGUGACGAUUGUAGUGAUAAUCUAAAAAAGUUCCAUCGAUAGAUUCUAGGAUCAACACAGCUUUAGUUGAAUUACGACGCUGUAGACGGUACACAUACCGAAGCUUAGCGCUAAAUAAACAUCAAAUGCUUAUUGUUGAUGGCA
Messenger RNA from Pocillopora damicornis (cauliflower coral), 2627 nucleotides. RefSeq lists its product as uncharacterized. The record is from RefSeq and is a predicted model, not a curated record. Lineage: Eukaryota; Metazoa; Cnidaria; Anthozoa; Scleractinia; Pocilloporidae.